This is a messenger RNA of Guillardia theta CCMP2712, 996 nucleotides long. RefSeq lists its product as hypothetical. Bases 1 to 996 code for a protein of 331 amino acids. The transcript has a single exon. Gene Ontology annotation, molecular function: oxidoreductase activity. The record is from RefSeq and is a predicted model, not a curated record. Lineage: Eukaryota; Cryptophyceae; Pyrenomonadales; Geminigeraceae.
AUGAGCUUGAGCGAGAUCCACAAUCUCACUCGCUCCGUCUUGAUCCGGGAAGGCGCCAGCCCGGAGCAUGCGGACAGUGUUGCUGACUGCGUCAGGAAUGCUGAGAGGGACGGAGCCAGUUCCCAUGGGAUGUACCGAGUUCCAGGAUACAUCAGGUCCCUCCGAAGCGGAAAAGUCCGCGGAGAUGCGGACCCGUCGCUGACCCGAGUCAACGAUACGGUGAUGAGGUGUGAGGGAGAUCGCUCCUUCGUCUCUCUCGUUCACCGUCGAUACCUCGAGCAAGUCAUCCAGGUAGCUCGCCAGCACGGGGUUUGCAUCUUCGCCGCCCGGAGGAUCGCGCAUUGGGCGGCGCUAUGGCCGGAAACGGAGGCCAUUGCGGAUGCGGGGCUGGUAGCCUUUGCGUGCACGUCCUACCUGCCGACCGUCGCGCCCCAUGGCACUCGCCAUGCGUUCUUCGGGACGAACCCUGUCUCUUUCGCGUGGCCUCGACCCCUCCGGCCUCCUCUGGUGUUCGACAUGGCGACUUCAUCCUCCUCCCUCGGCGACUUGUCCUUGAAAGCGCGCAUGGGGGAGGAGGUGCCAGAAGGGACGGGGUUGGAUGGGGAGGGAAAGGUGAGCAAGGAUCCGUCGGAGAUUCUCAAGGGUUGCCUCCUCCCCUUCGGAGGAUACAAGGGAUCGCACCUCGCCAUGGCAGUGGAGCUCCUGGCAGGGCCUCUGAUCGGGGAGACCACGAGCUACGAGACGGCCAGGGAAGACAACCAGGACGGAGGUCCUCCCCUCGGAGGCGAGCUGAUUGUUGCCAUGUCGUUGGAUAUCAUCUCAGGAUCCAAGGAGAGUGCGGAGGCCGCGGAAAGAUUUCUGAAGCACCUUGAGGAGAUGGAGAGUUUUGGAAUGCCCGGGCAACGAAGGCACCAACGGAGGUUAGACCUGGGGAAGCGGAAAAUCGAUGCAGUCACGAUGGCAGAGAUCGAAAAGUUGCUCGAAUCAUCGAAGUGA